Rhineura floridana is the source of this 2140-nucleotide messenger RNA. RefSeq names its product chromosome transmission fidelity factor 8 (gene CHTF8). The coding region runs from base 587 to 937 and encodes 116 amino acids. Gene Ontology annotation, cellular component: Ctf18 RFC-like complex. The transcript has 3 exons. Gene Ontology annotation, biological process: mitotic sister chromatid cohesion. The record is from RefSeq and is a predicted model, not a curated record. NCBI's taxonomy places the organism in Eukaryota, Metazoa, Chordata, Lepidosauria, Squamata, Rhineuridae.
CCUCGGCCCGGAAGCGGAAGCGGUGACGGGGAGGAGCGAGGGGCUGGACUUCCGGGGGUUCCGUGCAGGCGGGAGGUCCGAUCCGAUCCAAUACAUUCCUCGGCGAUUCUGGGUGAGAAAGAGAGAGCGAGAGCGCACAGCAAAAGCGGCGAGCGGGCCCUUGAGCACGUGCAGAGCGCGUCUGCGCUGGGGCGCGGAGUUUCGUGAGCCCCCGCCUGCCGGGCUGGAGAAGGGUGCCUCUGAGCAAGUGCAGAGUUCUAGCCCCUCAAACGAGUCUGGGUUCCUGGGGACAUCUGGAGGGGCCAGCCGAGGCCCAAUCCCCCGCGCGCCUCCCGGCCUCCGAGGAGCAAGCGGCGGUGGGCUGGGCGCGUCCCCCUGCGAGUGGAGCCAGGGAAGGCGAUUCAGCCCGCCGCGCUCUCCCGCAGGUGGCCGUCGGGGGGCGCGCAGCGCAACGCUGGGCAGCUCCUUCCCUGCGCCGCCGCCGAGGAGGGAAGCCGCUUGCGGGAAAGAAGGAGACCCGGACUGGCCGCCUCCUCUCACACACGCCCCCUUGCUCCUUGUUUCUGCAGGGGAGCCGUCGGGGGCGAUGGUGCAGCUGGUCGUGGCCCGUGCCGGGGCUGGCGGCGGCCUGGCGGAAUGGGUGCUGGUGGAGCUCCAAGGCGAGCUGGAAUCGCGCUCUGGGGCUGGCCUGGCCGGGCGGCUCCUGGGGGACUUGCAUUACACCAAGGAGGGAGUCCCCGUGCUUAUCGUUGGGCAUCACAUCCUCUACGGGAAGGUGGUGCGGCUGGAGAAGCCCUUCGCCGUCCUGACCAAGCCGGCGGCUGGCGGCGAGUUGAGCUCCGGAGCCCACUUCUGGGUCACUGCCCUCAUCAGAAAGAAGCUGCUCUUCAAAACCCGCCCGAAGCCCAUCAUCACCAACGUGGCCAAGAAGGCGUGAGGGCGCUUCAUCCCCUGGGCACUGUGCCCGGUUCCUCUGCCAGAAGGGACAGAUCCGGCCCACUUCGGGGGCCUUUUCAGCCCAGAGUUAUGCAGCCUGUGGCGAGGACACUCCCAGCCCCUGGGAGGAGGCUAUCUCGGAGACCGGGCUUCAGGGACUAACACCAGGAUCUCUUGGGGGGGAGAAGGCCAGCACCCAUGCCUGGAGUGCCCAAAUAAGCGCCUUCUCCCAAGGGGGAGCCCAACAGCUUUACUCAGAUGCAAAGACCUGUCAGGAUGAGGCCCUAAAUUCCUGCAUCUCUGGAAGAGACCGGCAAAAGCAAGGACCUCUGGAUAAUGAUGCUAGAUUUCAUCCCAGGGAGGGAGGCUCCACUCCAGGUUUCUGCUUAGAUCCAUUCCCGGGAGCUGGUGACCUAAUGCAGCCUUCUCCAACCUGGUGCUCUGCAGAGGUGGCUGGCCUACAACUCUAGUCAGCCCCAGCCAGGGCAGGUUGGCAAAGGCCAACUAAAGGGGAACCCCGGCAGGCAGCCAUCUCCCACCAACCUUAUUCUCCAGCCACAAACUCGCUGUGGGCCCUGCAUCUCCCUCAGUCCUUCCUGAUUCCAUCCUUCAGGGAGCUUAGUACUCUUGGGCUGCUCGCAUUGUCUUUUGCCUCCUGAGUGCCAGGCAGGAGCCCAGCUCCUGCUGAAUGCUAAAGAGCCUAUGGAGAAUGAACUGUGGUUAGCUUGCUUGCUAUUAAGCAUGCAAGUAAUGGGAAGCAGAGCUGAACUGGGCUCCUUUCCUCCAGCCACUGGGCACACAACUACCUUCUGAUCUGCCUUUUUGCUCCUUCCUUUGAGGGCAGGGGGGGGGAACCCAUUUCUUGGUGCUUGCCUUCUCCUCGUUGGCAGACAGGGAGGGAAAACGGGCUGAAAUUUCCUGCAGAGAUUUGAGCCAGGUAAAUCCAAUUAUUUGCCCCCAAGCUCCUGCGGAGUCUCACCACCACCCCAUACCCUCCCUUUUGCAGUCAUGCAAAAUUGUACUGUCUGCCUUUGUAGAGUGCAAGGGAGGCACUAGUGAGGCCCCAAAUAAACCUUUAACCAUCUUGUUUACAAGGUAUUAUUUUUAUUGUAACAAACUCAUCAUAGUAAAAAAAACCCAAACUUCGGAUGUUUUUUUUAAAAAAUAUGAAAAUGCAGAUAAAAAUAAAUAAGUUUCCAAAUAA